Molecule: messenger RNA, 876 nt
Organism: Paramacrobiotus metropolitanus
Lineage: Eukaryota; Metazoa; Tardigrada; Eutardigrada; Parachela; Macrobiotidae
Exons: 2
Coding region: 1-876 (291 amino acids)
Molecular function (GO): metal ion binding
Source: RefSeq, a predicted model, not a curated record
AUGGCGGAAACUAUUGAAUCGCUCAAGACGCACUUCACCAAGGAAGGCCUUGUUGCUCGGCUGCAGCAAAUGGGCAUCCUCGACCUCAGUGGCACCAAGGAGGAGCUGGCGGAACGUGUCCUUCAAAAUAUGGCAGAACGGCAGCAAUUCACCCAGGAGAUGAGUGGGAAAGCCUUGCAGUCCCAACCGACCGGCACGCAAUCCAAACCGGAUGUCCCGUUUGCGGACAGUGGCCUCUCAGCGCAGACCGUGCAAGCAUUGCAGCAGCAGGGAUUCCAGUCAAUGGAAGAGUUAUCUUCCUUGUGGGAAUCAGAAGCGGACAUCAAGCAGUAUGUCACCCAUGGCCGGGACCAGUGCAUCCUGCGCAAGAAACUCUUUUCAAAGGUCAUCGUCAUCGACGCAACGCCAGCAGCGCCACCGCAGCAGAAGGAAAGCGUGCUCAAGCGCUUGGGAUACCAGACCGCGGCAAGACGCCUUGACCUUUCGGACGCAGACGGAGAAGAUGAUCCAGAAGAGUCACCUCGCCGCAAGCGACGCAGCAAGCCACGGCCUACCACUUCCGGCCAUAGCGAUUCGGAUAAUCGCUUAAAUGCCGACACACGACGGCAGGACGCAUAUCGCCGGUUUAAUCAACCGGCGCGGGCAUUUCGCAACUCAACCGGAUACGCAGUCACGCAGUCGCCGGGCGGUUACACCCACGCGCCCUUUCGUGUCCAGGCAGUAUGCCUUGACUGGAACCGGAACAGCUGCCAGCGCAAUAACUGCAAAUACGACCAUAAUUGCGGAUACUGCGGUGCAAAACAACACCGCGCUCCAAACUGCCCCGGCAACGGCGCCGGUGGCAGCCGCAUCGGGAACAACAACGGCGGACGCUAA